GUACAAAAAACAAAAAAGCCGAGCGUGCGUCGUUUUGCUUCGAAGCAAAUGUCAAAUAAUUCGAAACCUUAAUUAACGGCAGUUGCGUUUUUUUUUUGUCUUUAACAUAAAAUUUUCUAAACGGUAGAUUUCUUUACGAAAUUUUCUAACUAUCCGAAAAAUUAUCAUGACAAAUAGAUUAUGUUAAUUUUGGAAGCUUUCAUUGUUACUUCGUUAUCGCUAAAAAGAGUAGUUAUAAAUAAACACAGAGAAGACGUGUACUGAGAGCGAAUCUGUGGUCGACUGUAACAUUUCAAAAAUAAAAAAAUUCAAAGUGUGCCUAGAAAGCGACAAAAGGAGAUAUAGAAUUAGAUAAAGGAAGGAGCAAAAUACACACACUUUGCUAAAAUGGAUGUGCGAAAUUGGAAAAAAGUUCUACUACAUUGGGUAACAGAAUGCGGGUUUGCUGCUUGCAACUACUUUAGUUUGGAACAAACAGAUAUUGAAGAAUUCUAUUCAAACUUUCGUUUAAAUCAUACUUUACUACAAAGGUCUGAUUCAAUUAACAACGUAAUUGCUUUCUUAAGAGAACAAUAUGCAGAUUAUUCUCCCAUACUUGACGAUGAAAAAACAAUUAACUCAACAGAGUAUAUCUAUAUUUACUCGCUUUUCUUACAUUUUUCUUGUGUAAAGUAUCCAGAAACUAAUUUCCAUGACAUCUGUAAAAGAUUGUCAGUUAACAAUCAACGUAAUAUAGCAGCUUUUUUCAACGAGUUGCUGGAUUGUCAGUCUAUUGAUCGUGAAAAAUUACGGCACGCUAUUGCUGGUACAACGUUGAAGAGCACUAAUUCUUCCGGUUCAGCCAGUGAUAGCCAUUCGAGUAGCAAUAAUUCGACUGGCAAUAGUAAUAAUUUUUCAACUUCUACCUUCCCCCGGCUGGACUCGCCAAGUCGAACCUCACGCUAUGCCCCAGGCAAUAGCAGUCCACGUAUUGUACCGCCAACACCAAAAUCUGCAAUGUUGGAGGAGCGAACACGAGAGCUCUAUAAUUUGCGAGCACAACUUGAGACAGAGAGGUACGAGAAGGGCCUGCUGGAGGUUCAAAUAAAACAAAACGAGGAGAAGAUGAAAAAAUUAAAUCAAGAUCAUAAGAAACUACAACAAACUAUCCAAGACCUGAAAAAUGAUAUACUCACUCAAACAGCGGAAAGUAGUUCUCCGAAAUGUAAAGACGGUGAACAGAUAAAGCGUAGAUUAUGCAAAGAAGUAGCACAAAAAGAGGCAGAGGUUGCAAAGCUCAACGACUUGUUGGGAAAUUUGCGUGAGGAGAAAAAUCUGGUACAAGAAAAGCUUCAUUGUGCGGAUAAACGAAUAAGGAUUUUCAGCGACCGUAUAAAGGAGCUGGAGUUUAGAGUUGAUGAGCUUACCGCUGAAUUAGAGCGAAAAGAGCACAUGAUUCAAUGCCUAACUGAAAGUAAAUUGGAGUUGGAACAAUUUAUAAACGAAACGCGUUCAGCAGGAAAUAAUUCCCGACCUGAUUAUUUUGAUAAUUCUUUUUCCCCAUUAACUGAUAACAGUGCGAGUUCAAGCAGUCCAGAAAAUCUUGCUCGCUCAGUUGUCGAUGUACAACUGCGCGAGAAGGAACAUGAAAAUACCGAAUUACGCGAAGAGCUACACACUUUAAGAAACAAUAAUAAACGUUUGGCUGAGUUAAUACGAAAAUUUACAAUAAAACACGCACAUGAGUUUAACAUUGUUACAAGGAUCGGUCUAAAUGCGACAAAAGAGGAUGAAAAUAGAGAAGUUACGCCAGGCGAAUGUUUAGAUCAUUUGGUCGACUAUGUCGAUCAAUUGGGCUCAUAUUACAAGGAUGAAAGAUGUAGGGUAAAAACUUUACAAUCCGAGCUACAGUCUAAGCAAAGGCGUAAUGAUGAGCUCAGUCGGGGCUUAAUGGAUUUCGAAAAAGAGGUGACGGCGCUUAAAGAACAAUUAGAGGGUGUGGAUAAUUUGAAUAUCGAAUUGGAACAAGACAAAAAACGCAUGCAAGAUAAGAUAAUGCGUUGUGAACAAGAGCUUGUAAAGAUUAACGCGCAGAAAUUCGAAUUAGUCGGUAAGCUUGAGAGUCUUGCCAAUGAUUAUGAUUUAUAUAAGCAGAAAUGUGUCGCACAGCGCCACGAACAUACUACACAAAUCAAAAAUUUGGAAAAUGAAAUUUCGGGCCAUGAGAAAGUCAAUACAGCACUUCGGAAAGGAAAUGAGGACUUGAAUGAAGAAGUAGCAAGUUUGCGAAAAAAGAUCGAAACAUUACAGCAGGAUCUGCACAAGAGCACGGAUGAGAUCAAGACAUUGAAUGAACGUGUGGAAAAGUAUCAAAAUGAGUUGGAUGCGCAUGAUAAAACUGAAAAAAUGCUGAAGGAAAAAUAUGAAAAGAUACUCGUACAAUAUGAGACCACCAAGCGUGACCGACGGGAGACAGCCGAUCAUUUGGAGGCGAUGAGGAAUAAAAUCGCCGUAAAAGAAUUCGAAAUGGGUAAACUUGGCGUUGAGAUAAUUGAAGUGCGUAAGAAGAAUGCGGAAUUAGAAUCGCGCAUCGACACCGUUAUGACGGAGUUCAAAACAGAAAAGCAUAACUAUGAAUUGGCAAUAAAUACACGUGAUGAACGCAUACGCAAAAUUACCGAAGAACGUAAAGCAUUGGAGGAGAGUAUCAGUAAGCUGAAAAAUGAAAAUGAGCUAUUGCAAAAAGAUUUGAACGAAACGAAAGAUGAGCUUAAUGCUGCGCUUAAUACCUUCAAUGCGCUAAAUAUGCUAUUAUGUGGUGCGGUAUCAGAUGACUCAAAGAACUUGGCAACCAAACUUGGAGAUGUCUUAGCCAAUAAUAAACAGUUACAGGAAGAUAAACUGGAGCUCAAUAAUAAAUUAGAGCUAAUGACCUUCAACCGUAAUGAAACGGUUACAAAAAUGGAAGUUGUAGAAGAAGAAAUUAAAAAUCUGCUCAAAGCCAAAGAAGAACUAGAAGCCAGUUCUAAAACACUACUUGAAGAGAGUGAAAAGAAAUUGAAAACCGCUGAGGAUAAAAUAAAAACAUACGAAGAAGAUAUAUUUGGCUUGAAAGAAGCAAUCAAGCAAGUCACGGACGAGAUGCAGAAUGCUUUACAAGUCAACAAGGAAGAUAAUGCCGUGCGGAUAAUGGAACUUGGCGUUGAGCAUGAUCGAAUUGUAAGCGCGCUCAAGGAAGAACUUGCCGCAACGAAAGAGGAUUUAAAUCUGAAAGAGAAUAGCCUGAAAAUGCUCACAGAAGAGAGCACCGAAGUGAAGAAGAAGCUUGAAGAAAGCAUACAACGUUUGGAAAAAGUGAAAAACGAAGAGCUACAGAUUAGCAAAAACAGCGCAGAGAAACUUAAAUCUCUGGAAAAUGAAAUGAUAAAGGUUGUGAACGAAAAUAAAGACCUACUACUGGAAAUUGACACCUUCAAAGCGGAACACGCCAAAGUAAAUAAGAAAAUCGAAGAAGCUGACAGCGCUUUAAAUCAACUUAAUGGACAGCUAUUAGAAGAAGUCAAUUCUAAAUGUGAAUUAAGUGAGAAACUGCAGGCAAGUGAAUCACGUUUAUUUGAAACCGAACAAAAGCUCGAGAGUAUACUCCAAGAGAAAUCACAUACGAUUGGUGGUCUGAAAACUGCAUACGAAAGCCAAACAACAGUACUGAAACGCGCCGAAAGUCAAGUGAAUGCAUUGGAAAAGGCGAAGCUAAAACAAUCGCAGCAAAUUGCCACACUGCAACAGAAUUUACAGAAAGCCGUUGAAGAAAAGGAUCGUUUAAGCAAAGAUGUGGCUUCCUACACCUCACAAUUACAGCGCGAGCAAGAAGAGAAGUCAGCUUUAUUAACUUCUCUGGAGCAAACGGCCAAUCAAUUGAAGUUGGCAAUCUGUGAAAAGGAUCAAAACGCGAAGGUAUUGGAAAAAAGCUAUGCUGAACUCAACACACAAAUCAGAGAUGCCAAUGAGCUGUGUGCCAAAUUGCAAACUGAUAUCUCAGCACGGGAUGCACAACUACAACGGCUGCAAGAAGAGCAGGAGCAUGAGCGUGACAAUUGGCAGACAAAACUAUCCGAGAUGACGCGCAUGUUGGCCGAGCAAUCGAUAGAACUAGAAAAUAAUGACAUCGCUUUGCAGCAGAUCAUCAAAGAGAUUGAGAAUCACUGCAAUCUGACUGUUGAAACCGAGAAAUCGGUAAUCGAUGAUAUUAUCAAGACGUCCGAUAAUGAAGAGGACACACAUUUGGGUAAAUUAAAACACAUACUCAACCGGCUGUUGCAUAAUAUCGCAAAAAUGCAUACACAACUCGACCAAAUCGAACAAAAACGCCAAGGCGCUGUUGAAGUGUUGGAAAAGGCCAACGAUAAGCUGAAUAAUCAACUUCUUGCACGUAAUGCCGAAAUCACCGAACUGCAACAACAACUCAUCGGUGAACGUAAGCAAAAUGCAGUCACAGAGCAUUUGAAGAAGGCGCUAAGCGAUCUCAAAUGCUCCAAUGAAGAGCUGAAAGCGCAAGUUUUGCAGCUAGAACAUGAUUGCAGCGCUGUCGGAGAGCAAUAUCAGAUUGCCACCACGGCAUUGGAACGUUUGGAGCAAGAAAAACAAGAGCUUAAAAUCGAACUGCAACGCGCCAAUGAGAAUGUGUCACGUUUAAUACAAGGCAGUGAUGCGCUACGGCUGGAGAAAGAUGCGCUCAUUGAACAAUUGCAAGAGUUGCGUCAACAGCUCACACAAACCAGUGCACAACAUAGUUCCACGGAGUCGAUGGUAAAGAAUAUCUUGCAAAAUUCUAAAACAUUGGAACAUAAACUGGAUUCCACAGAGAAUGAGUUGAGAUUGCUACGCGCGCAGCUGCAAACACUUGAGAGCAAGAAAGAGGAACUACUUGCGGAUAACUUCAAAUUGCGUGAAACGCAGGAAGCGAGUCAGAAGCGCAUUGAAAAAAUGGCCGUAAAGUUGGGUGACACACAGGCGCGUUGCUCUAAGAGUGAGCAUGAAAAUGAGAAGCUCAACGAAACGUUAAAAACGUCCAAGGUCAGCUUGGAAAGAUUGCAACGUGAAAAGAGUACGCUGGAGAAAGACCAGCAGGCCUUGCAAGAACGUUUAACCACCACCGAACACAAUCAACAACAACUGCUGAGUAAAGUACAUCAAUUGGAGCAGAUGAAGCUCAAAUACGAGGCUGAGAAAAAGCAGUUAGAAGCCUCUGAGGCAGAUGCUAAAACCAAAUUGACAAAACUCGAGAAAAUACGUCAAACGAAUGAGGAGAAAAUACGAAAGUUGAACUAUUCCUUAGAGACGACCGAAGCGAGCAAUGUGCGUUUGAAUCACGAAAUCGGUGCAAUCAAUUCGGAGCUCAACAAAUUGCGCAAUUCCAUUACCGCCGACAACAUACACACAGCCGAACGCUUGGAGGCAGCCAUACAAGAACGUGACAAAGCGCUGGCUCGUGCCGCCGAAUACGAAGCGCUUGCACAUAAGCUACAAGCCGAUGCUGAUAAUUUGCAAGAGCAGAAUUCAAAUAUAAACGAUCAAUUGUCCAAAAUUAGACUCUCGCUACAGAUAACACAGGAGAAAUGUGAGAAAAUGUCACAGCAAAUGCGCGAUCUGGAGAUUGAUAUGUGUGCGCUGAAGGAGGAGAAAGCGCAAAUUGAGAAUGAGCAUUUGAAUACGUGUGCCAAGUUGAAGGAGUAUGAAAUACAAAAUGAUAAUAUGCGUGCGGAGCGGGAAGAGAAAGUCGUCAUACUCGAAGCGCAGCUGGAACAAAUCCGUAAAGAGUUAUGCACCAAAACGGAGGAGAUUGCUGUGCUUCAAGCUGAACGCGACACUUUACGUAACGGCAAUAAGGUGGAAGAUGAAGAGCUCGAACAAUUGCGUAAGCGUUUGACCAUAGCGGAAACGAUGGUGGAGUCGGAACAGAAGUCCAAUGCGCAAUUGCGUUUGGAUAAUCAAAUUUUACAAGCCAAAUAUCGUGAAUCCAAACAACGUCUGCAGGAACAAGCUGAAGAGAGUGAGAAGCGCGUCAAGGAGAAUCGUUUAGAGAUGGAGGGUAAAUUGGAGAAAAUGAAGAACAAAAUGAAAGCGCUCUAUAACGAUGAAGUAACGAAAAUGAAAGGCAAACAAGAUCGUGAAGUCAGCACACUGCGCAAUGAAAUUGAAAUGUUUAAAGCACAGAAUAACAAAUACGAGGAGCAUAUACGAAAACUCUCCAAUCAAAUAGUGCGUCUUAACGAUCAAUCAUUGAAAUAUCAAAAGGAAAUUGCUCUAUUGUCGACAAAAGUUAAGCAAUUAGAAGAUGACGAUAAUGCUCACUUCAAACGUCCCAAUUUCGGUACAAAUUCACUGCCCAGAUCAUUGACAGCGUUGACAUCGAAUGCAGGUUUAAGUUCGAAUUUGGCUAUGGAGGAUGAGGAGGGUGAAGUUUUCAAUAAUACCUAUCUGACCGAUUUGCAAACGGGACGCAUGUCGAUGUGUCGUGAGGUUUGCGCCGAGGAAUUGCAAUAUCGAAAUUCUUUAGUACCGCCACAUUUGAAAAGCACCUAUGCCGCCCAAUACGAUCACUGUUUAGCCGAUGACGAUAUGAAAGAUGGCGGCCCUCACAGUUUGGAUGACAGCAUGAGCGCAUUACUCAGCACAACAGGUGGCGGUGUUGGUGGUGCACGCAAAAAACUCACUGGCAUUACCAAUUACAAGCGUCCGGGUCCGCCAACACCGAGCAAGCAUGGCGGUCGUCUGUCGUUGGGUGGCUGCUCGGAACCGCCACGUGAAAUACUCAAAGAAGUGAAUGAUCAUGGCGGCAGCUCUGCGAAGACACCGGUGCGAUUUGGCUUUUUCUCAUCGAGAUUUAGCAUGGGCAAUAGCAAUCCAAAGGAUGAGACUUCCAAAAUUCCCGUCAAUCUUCUAAAAGCUGUUCAAAAGAAGAACCUUCAAGCGAUGUGCACGAAAAGUUCUGACAACAUCUGCACCUCCACGCCGCGCAAAAGCAGAUCUCAUUUUGAUCGUCGUAGUCUACUAAAUGAAUUCAUGACGCUAUCCACCACAUCGAUGUUUUCGCUGACAGUCGAAAAGUGUCCGACAACACACGCGGCGUGCGAAAAACAGCCCACAGCGCCCACACUCUCGUUGGCCGAUGUGUCGGCGAUCAACCGAUUGCCGUUGUCACAAUCGCAUUUGAAAAUGUUGGAGCAGCAACGCGUAUCGCGCAAGAGACGCAGCUCGUUGUUGCGUCUACAAAUCAAUCGUCGUCUCAAACACUUGCCAGUGACUAGUAGUCCACGUUCAACGGAAACACCCUCCACGGGCACGCCAAAUACGCCGGCGUGUGAAAGAAAGAAACCACUGCUGCCACUAAUGGAAUCCGACGAUCAGCGCGGCCGCAUUGCCGUCACCAACGGCAGCGACGGCACAACGACCACGACAGCGACUUCGGCGACGGCCACCACUACGACUGCUAGCUCUGGCGAUGCGCUGGGGCGUGGCAGUAGUAUCGGUGGACGUCAUCGUCGUCAUCGCCACAGCCGACGUGAUCGGGGGCCGCGGCUCUCAUUGUACGCCAGUGGUGGCAGUGGUUUUCGAACGCCAAAUCGCAACAAAUUGCGCGAACAGAUGCGUAAGAAGGCGCACAAACAGCGCCGCGACAAUUACAAUCGUGGACGCGCAUUACAAGUCGACAAGCGUUCGCAAGGUGGCGGCCAGACUAACGAUAGUUUGCGUGAAAGUGAAGAUAACAAUGACAACAACAACAACAGUCAUACCAUACGCCUGAAUGCCACAAUCGUUUUGUCGAAGAAAUGCGAACACCCAGAAGAGUAUGACAUACCGGAGUACACAUCGAAUUAUUUCACCGAUCUAGUCGCCAGCACGACGGCACCGAUCGAAGAGAACAGCGCUGAGUGCAUUGUAGAAGAUCACGGCUACGACACACACGCCACACAAAUAGCAUUAGUUGAGAAAACAAAAUGUAAUCUAAAGGAAAAUGUAGAGAAGAGCAGCGGUACUGAGACAUCCAGCAAUAGUGCAAAUGGGGAAUGUGACGCCAAUGGCAAUGCAAGUGACUCGUGUAGCGAUGAAAGCAAUACAUCAAACUCAAAUUCUUCGCUACCCGUUGAACGCAGCCUCAAAGAUGAGCCGGUCGAUACGCCAGUAACUGCAGAUGAGCUCCAAAGAUUCGAUGCUCGGCACAAACGCUUCGAACAGUUGGCGGCUGAGACCUCCUCUGCAGCGCCCUUCGCUGUAACUAACUUUGAAUUCGAUGAUGUUGUAGCCAUAACACCGUUGAAGAGGCACUCGGAUUGCAAACGGCAUUCAAUCACUUACACGCUGCUGCCCAAAUGUGCCACAAAAGUCACGCUGACGUCGAAUUUGGAAUUCCACACACCGCACGUAAGAGCGCUCAAGGCACUCGGCGAUAAAGAUGGCUGCGAUGUACAGAUUACGUUGGCGGAUGUGGUUCGUCUGUGGUCCAGCAUUUGGGCGCGCUUGGAUCAACAGCUGCAGUUGACUAUCAGCAUAGCGGUUUUUGCGCCCAUCAUAGCGAUGAUCUACUUGGUCUUCUCACUAUAUGUGUAAUUAGGUUUACUAAAUUUUGGAAAUCUCUUUUUCCUACUCGUCUGAAGCACCGUAAAUGGAGUCUUGAAGAUUUAUUUGUCUACUUCAAUGGAAAAAAAGAUUAUUUUUCAUGCAUUUUUUUGUUUGUUUUUGUUGUAUCAAUACUCGAUUGUGUUUCUAUGUCAACCGCUAUUCAUAAACCGUUUGUGCGAUACAACAGCAGCAACGUUUUGAAUUUAAGCUGCCUUUGAGAUGUGAAACUUUCAUGGGAACAUUUGAAAGUUUUCCGAAAAAAAUACAACACAAAAAAAAUCGAUCAAAAUAUUAAUGUCUUCUAAAUUAAUGUUGCCCGUAAAAAAUAUUUAUUUGGCACAAUUUCAUUGUGACUUAUUUAUUUAAAAAAAAAAAAAAUGAAAUAUUUUUUGUUCCAUUUAUUAUGUCCUUAUCUCGUCCAGAUAGCAUUGAUUUGCUCUGUGGAGAGCGAAAUACCAUGCAACAACCCGCAUUUCUUUUUUUUUUUUUUUUUUUUGAUACUGAUAACUGUUUGAUCAGAAAUUUACAAUUUGCUUAGAGCAAAAUCGCUAUGUAUUUCUAAAAUGAUUGAUGAUCGUGCUCAAUAAAAUUCGAAAGUAAAAUUAAA
This is a messenger RNA of Ceratitis capitata (Mediterranean fruit fly), 9205 nucleotides long. RefSeq names its product flagellar attachment zone protein 1 (gene mud). Lineage: Eukaryota; Metazoa; Arthropoda; Insecta; Diptera; Tephritidae. The record is from RefSeq and is a predicted model, not a curated record. The transcript has 14 exons. Bases 388 to 8586 code for a protein of 2732 amino acids.